Molecule: messenger RNA, 4425 nt
Organism: Trichoderma breve
Lineage: Eukaryota; Fungi; Ascomycota; Sordariomycetes; Hypocreales; Hypocreaceae
Product: glycosyl hydrolases family 18 domain-containing protein
Exons: 16
Coding region: 1-4425 (1474 amino acids)
Biological process (GO): carbohydrate metabolic process
Molecular function (GO): chitin binding
Source: RefSeq, a predicted model, not a curated record
AUGGUGUCACUAAGGCAGCAGCUAUCAUGGCUCUUUGCCGGCCUUCUACUUACAGUUCUGUCCUCUAACAUUCCCAUUGUACUGAAACCCGUCACAGCAUCUCCUCACCAUCACCAUCACUACCAACAUCAUAUUCGUCGCGUAGAAGCCAACAAAUUCUCGGUGACAGCCAAUCCCCAAUCAUCACCUCAUCUCUUUGCAGAUCUAGAAACAAAGACGGACACGCUAAACGCUCCUGGCCAGGGCGAUUUCACAUGUGGCCCUGAUAAGCCAUGUUUCAACAACGCCUGCUGUGGUGACAGCGGCUGGUGUGGCUAUGGUCCAACAUACUGUGGCAAAGGCUGUCAAUCCAACUGCGAUGCUGUUGCUGAAUGUGGCAUAUAUGCUAAAACUGUUGGCGCUGUUUGUCCUCUCAAUGUCUGUUGCUAUGAAUUUGGCUUCUGUGGGACUACUGCAAACUUCUGCUCCAACGGGUGUCAGUCUAAUUGUGUACAACCUAAGCCCUCAGGCACACCAGGCAACACCCAAAAGAGGACGGUUGGCUACUGGGAAGCAUGUAACUCACAGCACACAUGCGGAAACAUGGACGUUGGAGAGAUUCCCGUUACAUAUCUCACUCAUCUAAAUGUUGCUUUUGGAUACAUUUCCCAGGACUUGAAAAUCACUAACAUGGACGGUGUAGCAUCUGACAUUUACAGAAAUGUAGGCAAUUUAAAGGCUCAAAAUCCCAGUCUAAAGAUUAUCAUCUCGCUAGGAGGCUGGUCAUUCAGCGAUCCUGGUCCCUGGCGCAGCGUUUUCCCUACGAUGGCCGCUUCAUCGGGUAAUAGCUCCACGUUUAUUCAGAACCUAUUGGGAUUCUUGUCUGAAUAUGGAUAUGAUGGAGUUGAUUGGGAAUACCCCGGCGCGGAUGAUCGCGGUGGCAGCGACGCGGAUGCUGCCAACUAUGUUGCCUUGCUUAAAGACUUAAGAGAAACCAUCAAUACUAGCGGGAAGGAUUACAUUAUAACCUUUACUGCUCCGACAUCAUUCUGGUACCUACGGCACUUUGAUAUCAAAGGCAUGGCAGCCUAUGCUGAUUGGAUUAAUCUCAUGUCUUAUGAUCUUCAUGGAAUAUGGGAUAGCAAAAACCCGAUUGGAAGUCAAGUCCUUGCACACACCAACCUUACGGAAUUUGACCUCGCUUUAGACUUGUUUUGGCGAGCAGGGGUCGAGCCUUCUAGCAUUGUCCUGGGCUUAGCAUUUUAUGGCCGGACGUUUAAUCUCAAAUCUGCAUCUUGCUGGAAACUAGGCUGCCCCUUCAGCGGCCCUGGAGAUGCGGGCCAGUGUACUGGCACCGCGGGCAUCUUGUCAUACAGAGCAAUCGCAGAGGUCCAAUCUAUCCUUGAUCAAACUGGCGCUACCUCAUACUUGGAUAAGGACGCAGCCGUCAGGUAUAUGACAUAUGGCAACGACAGUUGGGUUUCAUAUGACGAUGAGACUACAUUCCAAGCCAAGAUUGAAUAUGCCAAUAAACUUGGCCUCUCAGGACUCUUGAUAUGGGCCCUCGAUCUUGAUAGCAGCGGGCUCGAUGCGCUCAGGGCUGUCUCAGGCCCUAUUAGCCCCACUGGAAUUGACAGCUCAUACUCGCUUGUUGAUCUCAAGAAUUUGUUUCCAACAGAAGACCUCCCUCUCUCAGACACCAAGCCAGCAUUUGGCUUUGUUCCAUUCGGCAGCAGUGGUUCUUUAGCUGACCCCAGCCCUGGUUCUGGCCCAUUCGGCUUUCUCUUAAUUGCAGGUGACUCGCAUGUUGUCACAAACUUAAGGAAGAGAGACGGCAAUCCCGAGCCCAUGGUAUUUCUUGAUUGCCCUUCCAGGGUUAAAGACCAACCGAAAGAUGAAGCACAAAAGGCUAGAGUAACAUACCUAAGUGAUGAUUUGAAAGAGUGUUUUCGUGUCUUGGAACGCGGGGUUGAAGGAACUAUUGUCGAGAUGCCAGACAAUUGCGCUCCGAAUUCGUUCGCUAGAGCCAUUUCUCUGGAAAUUUCAGCUGAUCAGUCAAUCCCUUCCAGUGUAGGAGGCAGGAUUCCCACCUCCCCGGUCUAUGACUUUUCUUUCGACUUUAAUCUCGGCCUAAUGAGAAGAGACACGAAUAAUACAAGCAUUCGAGUGGAUUACUCCAACGUUAAAGGCUACUGGGACCAUCUUGUUGAUACACCAGGUAUCCAAAGCCGCGACAUAGACGGUCUAAAGUCUCGAUUUUUUGCUCCCACUACCGUUGAUUGGAACUCGGUGUUUGAAAAAGAACAUUUUGAUUGGUCUCCUAGCGAUGCUACAAAAAUCAAGGACGAUUUGAAUACCAUUCUCUUCUGGCAAACUGCAGGAGACUGUGAUAUCAAUGGCACAAGCUUCGGCGAAGGCUUCGGCGCCUUUGUUCAGGGCACUAUAGACGCAAAGUUUUGGUUUGGAUUUUCCAUGAUCGCGACUUUAAAAAACGCUAAACUUGAUGUCGAUCAGGCCCAUGGUUUUCUUAAAGCAACUGGCCAGACAGACCUGACCUAUGGCAUUGGAGGCGUUGGAGAUAUUGAUAUAUCUAAAGCUCGCAUGGGCCACACUAUUAGUACCGCAACCUCCGGAGGAAUUAUAUCUUUCAACCCAUAUUAUAAGGUCAAAUACGAGAUGGCUACACUAAAUGGAUCGAGCGGUCAUGACUUUUCAAGCAGUACGGUCACAUUUGAUGGACGAAUGACCACGCGCAUUAUUACCGACCUUGGCGAUUUCCAAGCUAACUUUCCCUCUCAAUCGAAUCCCUUUCAAGAGAUCGAUGACGAUAAACGUCAGAAGAAUAAACUUUCCAUUCCUCAGGAUGACGUCCUCUAUGGUACUUCAUCCUAUGGUGGACAAAUUGCCAUUGGUACAGUCCUCACCUUUGGGCUAGAGAUGAAAUUCCUCAUAUUUGGAGAUCUGUUUAAACGGGUACUUGGCACGCCCAAGCUAGAACUUGCAUACAAUACUAUGGAACUCUUUACAUUCUCUCAGGGGAAAGAAGAGAAUUCUGGGAGCGUGUGUACUGACUACGACGUGACUACCAGUAUCUACCAAGUAGUUGACAAAGCUGAAUCUCUUGGCUGGGACGACAUCCCUAGCGAUGCAAUGGCAGAACUCAUCUAUGACCGACAAAAACCUAGCGGGGAGUAUAAGUGUUAUCCAGGUAUAAAUAAGUCUCUGGAGAAGAGAGAAAGAUUAUUCCAUCAAAAUGCCUCUAGAUCAACCACAAAGCCAACAUAUGGUGGCAUAAUUACCUCUACCAAUGAUCGCACAAAGAAUAAUGCCCAAGCUGAGUCUAGUAAGAAUGCCCUUCACUCUCGACAGAUAGGCUCAAUGGGUGAUUGGGGCUACGGGGGGGACGCAAUCAUUAAUCCAAAUCUCUAUUUUGGUGAAAAUCGGGGCCAUCUUACAUUUGGCGACUCCUAUCGCAAGACCAAGUUCCCGUGCACGGAUGGCAUGUCGUGCAGUUCCGAUGACGAAGAAGGGAACUGGUGCUGUGGAUGUGUUUCGAUGGACUAUCGCUAUGGUUUUUCCGAUAUGCCACCCUGCUCUAUUUGUGAGCCGCACCCGGACCCGUGGCUGGAUUCACCGUUCAUUUUUAAAAGAGAUGACCAGGACAUUGCAAACAAUUUCUCUCAAAUCGAAAAACAAAAACCCAAUGUGGCGACAAUGGGUUCUAAGGAGUUUACGGUUUGCGACAUGACAUACUGGCCCCUCCAGCCGUACAAAUAUCCUUCUUUCCCUAACCAAGCGUCCUUUCCUUGGGAUGGCAUUCAGAAUGGCAAAUGGGAUACGGUAUCCAAGUAUUGGGGCAACACAUCGGCCUCUUGCACAAACUGGAAUGCGGGCAAAGUCAUGCCAGCAGAUACCACGUAUAUCCCUGAUGGGUUCGGAGGAUCUAAGCCUGUGAGACCACAGUACGAAACCGAACACCCGUUUGAAGGCCAGCUUAUUCCCGAUUUUUUUAACUUUUGGUUGACGAAGGGGAAAUUGAACGAUAUCGAUCCAACAGUACACUACUCCCCACCAUUGGCUGACUGCAUUUUUAUUGAUGAUUUCAUCAAUAAUAAGGAUUUGUUCCCAAUUAAAACCUCAAAUGGACUGCGGAGACCUUAUGAUGCCGCGCUUCCGGAAAUUCUCUUAUCUGAACUCGGUUGCUCAGAUCACUUGGACAGACUGUCAAUCUUUCUCGCAAGACCUAAUCACAGGAAAGGCAGUGUAUUCCAGGGAACUAAAGUAGUAGACAUGACCAAAUUCAAACAACAGACUGCAGAAGAACAGCUCCUGGUAGCUAAGGAAGUUGGCCUAGUCUUCACCUACCUCAAUACUCCAGAAAUCUGGGACAUGUUUUGUGCUUCAUACGAGGCUAUGUAUCAACAUAUGGGCUUCUAUGACAGUUAG